CUGGGCGUCAAAUAGAUCACCGUUAGCAGCACUGGCUUCACUGCCUCAGUCAUGAAAUAAAGCGGCUCCUUAUUGCGGCCGUAACAUCCACGCUGGAGUCUUUAAAUCAGUUCAGUCUUCAUUUUCGUGGCUUCGCUAAUUCUAUAAAAUACACACGUCUUGUCUCCGUGAUAUUGGAUAUUAACCCUGAAGAUUUGCCGAGCUGGAUGGAAGUGUAGAGCAGCACCAUUGUUUUAAUCAGCUCGUGAAGUUGGAUCCAGCCUGAAAAGAAACUGAAAAUUCAACAAAUCCGCAACAGAUACUUUGGGAUCUCCUACCAUUUAAUCAACACUUUGCGAUCAGAUUUCGGAAAUAACUGCCAGAUUAGGAUUUUAACGUUUUUCACAGUCGUUGACAUUUAAAUUCAAUGUGUUUUUCUGUCUUAAAACUGAUUUGUUUGGCAUUUUGUAAAAGUGCUGCAUUGACAAAUCAGCAUUUGACAGCCUAGCAUUAGUAUAAUAGUCCUGUGUAUUGCAAACAUUAUCUUAUUUAAUAUUUUUUUGGAUAAACACUAUACGGAUCUGCCUGUAGUUCAGUUUACCCAGUUGAAUACGAUUUUAAACCACCAUUUAAAUCGUUCAGGUAUAUAUUAUUUAUUUGUUUUUUAUUUUUAAAAAAUGCAAAACGUCCAUAUUCAAGCAAAAUGUGGUAGUUAGACUGACCCCGCCAGGCAUGAAUUAUUUAAACCCUGCUUACUUAUUAGUUGCUUGGUUUCCUGCUGGACAAAAGUCUUGACAUUUGCAGUUUGACCCAGUGUGAGUGUGACAGGAAUCCAGGAGGGAGUUGGCUUUGCUUUCGACUCUGUUUUUAAUCCAAAUAAAGCUCCAGCUGUCAAGACAUCCCACUAAACUUUUCUUUUACAUUAUUAAAACGACAAUGUUUUUACUGUGCCGUUCAAAACGCAGAAAAACAACCCAUUAAGGACGAUGCUGACCAUUUUUGGACACGACACGCUUCAGAUAUCACGAAUUAUCCGGGACUCCGGUGACAGGCAUAUCUAGAUGAGUUUUAUUUGAUGAACUCGAGGCUGUCAGUAAGCUUUUGUAACACGUCUUCUCGUGGAUAUAUCGACAUACAACAUGGGCGACUCUAAUUUGAACGACUCCAAUGUGAAGGUGGCGGUUCGGGUCCGGCCCAUGAACCGGAGAGAAAAGGAUCUGAACACAAAAUGUGUUGUGGAAAUGGAGGGGAAUCAAACACAUCUUUACCCAGCAAACCUGGGAAAAGAUUCCAGCAGGGGUCAGCCAAAGACCUUCGCCUAUGACUACUGUUUUUGGUCGAUGGAUGAGUCGGAGACAGAGAAGUUUGCUGGUCAAGAUGUAGUGUUUCAGUGCCUUGGGGAGAGUCUUUUGCACAAUGCUUUUCAGGGUUACAACGCCUGUAUUUUUGCUUAUGGGCAGACUGGCUCGGGAAAGUCGUACACCAUGAUGGGUUCGGUGGACCAGCCCGGUUUGAUCCCCAGACUCUGCAGUUCUCUGUUUGAGCGGACCAUACAACACCAGCGAGAGGAAGAGAGCUUCACCGUGGAAGUCUCUUAUAUGGAAAUAUAUAACGAGAAAGUCCGGGACCUGUUGGACCCCAAAGGUAGUCGACAGGCCUUGAGAGUGAGAGAACAUAAAGUUUUGGGGCCUUAUGUCGACGGUCUGUCCAGGCUUGCGGUUGAAAGUUACAAGGACAUAGAGUCCUUGAUGUCUGAGGGGAAUAAAUCCCGCACUGUGGCGGCCACCAAUAUGAAUGAGGAGAGCAGUCGCUCCCAUGCGGUUUUCAAUAUCAUCCUCACACACACACUGAAGGACCUACAGUCAGGGACGAGUGGGGAAAAGGUGAGUAAGCUAAGUUUGGUGGACCUGGCAGGAAGUGAGAGAGCUGCAAAGACAGGCGCUGCAGGCGAGCGGCUUAAGGAAGGCAGCAACAUCAACAAGUCUUUAACCACUCUGGGUUUGGUGAUCUCAGCCUUGGCAGACCAGGGGGCUGGAAAGAACAAGAACAAGUUUGUGCCCUACAGAGAUUCAGUGCUGACAUGGCUGCUCAAGGACAGUCUGGGUGGAAACAGUCGGACUGCCAUGGUUGCCACCGUGAGCCCUGCGGCAGAUAAUUACGAUGAGACGCUGUCAACGUUACGCUAUGCAGACCGAGCAAAGAGCAUCGUCAACCACGCCGUGGUCAACGAAGACCCCAAUGCCAGGAUCAUCCGGGAACUGCGAGAGGAAGUGGAGAAAUUGCGAGAUCAGCUGACGCAGGCUGAGUCUAUGAAGGCACCAGAGCUUAAGGAGAGACUGGAGGAAUCUGAAAAAUUGAUACAGGAGAUGACGGUCACCUGGGAAGAGAAGCUGAGGAAGACUGAGGAAAUUGCACAAGAGAGACAAAAACAGCUGGAGAGCCUUGGCAUCUCUCUGCAGUCUUCUGGUAUCAAGGUUGGAGAAGAUAAGUGCUUCCUGGUCAAUCUCAACGCUGACCCUGCCCUUAAUGAACUACUGGUUUAUUAUCUAAAGGAACACACUAAGGUUGGAUCAGCAGAUUCCCAGGACAUCCAGCUGUGUGGAAUGGGGAUCCAAGCAGAGCAUUGUGUCAUUAACAUCACACCUGAGGGAGCUGUCUUUAUCAACCCUUACAGAAACUCAAGAACCUGUGUGAACGGAUCUCCAGUCACCAGCCGGCAGCAGCUUCACCAUGGUGACCGUAUUCUUUGGGGAAACAAUCACUUUUUCAGAAUAAACCUACCGAAGCGGCGCUUACGGGGUGAGGAAGAGGAGGGUGAGGGAGGGAUCAUGAAGAACAGUAACAGCAGUGAGCAGCUGGACGGAGAGGGAGACACCGCCAGUGAGGUGUCCAGUGAGGUCAGCUUCAGCUACGAGUUUGCUCAGACUGAAGUCAUGAUGAAGGCUUUGGGCAGCAACGAUCCCAUGCAGGCUGUUUUACAGUCUCUGGAGCGCCAACAUGAGGAGGAGAAGCGGACUGCUCUGGAGCGUCAGCGGCAGAUGUACGAGCAGGAGCUGCAGCAGCUGCGCAGACAGCUGACUCCAGACAGGCAGAGCAUGCAGAUACCGCAGUCGCAGCCCUUGCAGCCGCACUACCGCAGCUUGGAGAGACUGAGCCAGGGAGGAAUGUCAUCGUCACCCAACGCCCAGAACCGCCUGCGCCAGUGGAGUGAGGAAAGGGAGGUGGUGCUGACACGGAGCUUCCGGAAACUGAGGGAGCAGAUCGUACGGGCUAAUCUGUUGGUGCAGGAGGCAAGCUUCAUUGCUGAGGAGCUGGACAAAAGAACAGAGUACAGAGUUACUCUACAGAUCCCUGCUGCAAACCUCAAUGCCAACAGGAAGCGAGAUGCUGUCCUGAGUGAACCCGCCAUUCAAGUGAGGAGGAAAGGCAAAGGGAAGCAAAUCUGGGCCCUUGAGAAGAUGGAAAACCGGCUGGUGGACAUGAGAGAGCUUUACCAGGAGUGGAAAGACUUUGACGAGGACAACCCCGUGAUGCGCUCAUACUUCAAGAGAGCCGACCCUUUCUUCGAUGAGCAGGUGAACCACAGUUUAAUCGGGGUGGCCAACGUUUUCCUCUCCUGCCUGUUCUAUGAUGUAAAGCUACAAUAUGCAGUUCCCAUCAUCAAUCAGAAAGGGGAGGUUGCCGGGCGACUGCAUGUGGAGGUGAUGAGGAUGGGUGGAGGGUUUGAUGACAGCGUAGCUGGAGGAGAUGACAGUGACGGAAGCCCGGAUGGAGAUGUACAGGAACGCAAGCUGGUCUGUAUGAUUAAGAUCCUGCAGGCUACAGGUCUCCCACAGUACCUGUCCAAUUUUGUCUUCUGUCAGUACUCUUUCUGGGACCAAGCAGAGCCUGUUAUUGUUGCCCCAGAAGUAGAUCCAUCUGCCUCCUUCUCCAGCAGCAAAGACCCCCACUGCAUGGUGGUGUUUGACAGCUGUAAGGAGCAUGCUGUGACUGUGACAGAGGAUUUUAUAGAGUAUCUAACAGAGGGUGCCGUGGCCAUCGAGGUAUUCGGACACAGACAGGCUGAUCCAGGCAGGAACCCUGCUUUGUGGGACCUUAGCAUAAUCCAGGCCAAAACACGCACAUUACGUGACAGGUGGAGUGAGGUAACGCGCAAGUUGGAGAUGUGGGUGCAGAUUCUGGAGCUGAAUGAGAACGGAGAGUACAUGCCCGUGGAGGUGGUGCCAGCAAGAGAUGUUCGCACGGGUGGAAUCUUCCAGCUCAAACAGGGCCAGUCUCGGCGGAUUCAGGUGGAGGUACGUUCAGUGCAGGACUCCGGCACAAUGCCUUUGAUAUCAGAGAUCAUUCUGGGAGUGUCUAUCGGCUGUGUGGAGAUCAGGCAGGUGCGGAUGACCAAAAACAAUGAGCCACAAGAGCCUGAGGGUGAUGAAAUGGAUAGUUAUCAGGAGCGUGAUUUAGAGCGUCUGCGACGUCAGUGGCUCACCGCCCUCACUAAGAGACAAGAAUAUCUGGACCAACAUCUUCAGACUUUGGUCAGCAAAACAGAUAAGUCCGAGGAUGACGUGGAGAGGGAGGCCCAGCUGCUUGAGUGGCGUCUGACGCUCACAGAGGAGAGAAAUGCAGUGUUGGUGCCCUCUGCUGGCAGUGGAAUACCAGGAGCUCCUGCUGAGUGGGUACCAGUACCUGGGAUGGAAACUCACAUUCCAGUGCUCUUCCUCGACUUGAGCGCUGAUGACUUCAGCUCUCAGGAGAACCUAGACGUUCCUGAGGCGGGCGGCUGGGACGCUAUGCUCAGCUCAGAAGAUGAAGAUGAAUUUUUUGACCUUCAGAUUGUCAAACACUAUGACGGAGAGGUGAAAGCCGAAGCCACUUGGGAUUCCACGGUUCACGAAUGUCCGCAGCUGAGUCGAGGGGCCGCCCCAGAUCAGAGAGUAUACUUGAUCGUCCGCACCGUGGUACAGCUCAGCCACCCAGCAGAGAUGCAGCUAGUCCUGCGCAAACGCAUCUGUGUGAACCUCGCUGGACGACCGGGUUUUGCCCAAAAUUUCUUGAGAAGAAUGUCCACCAGGAGCACUAUUCCCGGCUGUGGUGUGACCUUUGAGGUUGUCUCCAACAUCCCAGGGCAGGACAGUCAGAGCUCAGAGGACAGGGAGAUGCUGGCACGUGUGGCCGCCAGUGCUGAGAACCCCAAAUCCUCAGACAAUGAAGCUGCCAUAGAGAAGUACCUGCGGAGCGUCCUGGCUGUGGAGAACAUCCUCACACUGGACCGUCUGAGACAGGAGGUGGCAGUGAAGGAGCAUUUGGCAGGUAAAGGCAAGGGCAGCAGACGCAGUCUCAGCUCUCCUAGUGUGCACAGGUUAUCUGGAAGCAGACAGGAUCUGUCACUAAACUCAGUGCUGGAUGACAACAAGAAUCGAUGGGAAAGUCAGCAGGAUAUCUUCGGUACAUCCUCCCAGUUUAGCAAAACACUGCCACGACCAUCCAGACCUCCGACACCUCCUACACAGAAUCAGGACCCUGAGCAAGGUUUUUCAGGGCUUGCUGCUUCUUAUAUCUCCCCAGUCAAGGCCCUUGUCCCUCAGAUGCCCAAGCUGCUCAAGUCCCUGUUCCCUGUGCGUGACGACAAGAAAGAUUUGAGACCCUCUCCACAGUCACAACAGCAUAUGCCACGAAUAAUGAUGCAAACGGCCAACAACCCUGAUGAAGGAAGAGUAAGAAUAGAACCAGUCGCAGUAAUGGGGAAGAGUCCUGCUUCAGACAGACAUUCAGAUGCUCCUGAUGCCCCGUCCUCUAUGCAUGAUCCGCAUGACCUGCCCCUGAGCCCCAUCAGUGAGGCCUCCAGUGGCUAUUUCUCUACUAGCGUCUCCACUGCCACCCUUUCCGAUGUCUCCAUAGCUUGCGGGGACCUUACCCCUACUCCCAAUACCCAAGCUGGCCCCGUAGCAUCCAGGCAAAAAGGAGAUGACAUUGAAGACUGUCUACUCACCCGUGUUAAUGCCUCUGCUCCUGUAGAAGCUGGGCUAAGAUCUGACAGGCUUAGAAAAGAGGAAGAUACCCAGGCGGCCCACAGAAAUGGCGUCACCACCUCUCAGCAGGAAGUACAGCUAAACGCAAACCCUCCCCUGAUGUUGAGUACCUCCACAGACAACCCUUUCUCCUUCCAGAAGGUCAAAGCCAAUGAACUCAGGUCUUUCAGUAACAUUCUUGCAGACGGUGGCGGAAAAGCAACUACAAUGCAAACGCAGCAAAUUAACAGCCUGGAGAAGCUGGAGAUAACCUUUGAGGAUGUAGAACCCAAGGAACUUGCUUGGCUCAAGGUGGGAGGGAGAGUGACUGUCGGAACCAGUAAGUCCGGCACGGUCCGCUACAUUGGCCCAACGCACUUCUCUGAGGGCGUCUGGGUCGGCGUUGAGCUGGACACUCCCUCAGGUAAGAAUGAUGGUUCCAUUGAAGGCCACCAGUACUUCCAAUGCAACCCUGGUUACGGGGUGCUAGUCCGUCCAGAUCGGCUGACUCAAAGGGAAGCUUCCAAAAGGCACACCGAAAAUCGUCGCAGCGGGGAGUUCAGUCAGCAACUGAGGGGAGGAGCUGGCACUGCCAUUCAGAAAAGAGAAAAUCGCAAAUCCUGGACCAGCUAAUUGACAUUGAGCUGAGCAGGACCGAACCUCCAUAACUGAGCUACACUUCCACCAUCAGAAUCUAACGGAGGAGGUCACCUCCAUCCAUCACUGUUCUUGGGCUUUCCAUGGAGGUGGUACAACAUUCCCUUACAAACCCCUCAAUCAGUUUCGGUGCUAUGCUAAUGUGUAGCAUGUGGGAGUGCUAUGUAUUUUAACAUGCUGCUUCAGCUAUGUUCCUUGAGAUUUGUUGGUUUGGUAACUCAAGAAAGCCUCCACGAGUUGACCGUAAAUUAAUCUUCCAGGUCUUUGGGAUCAACCCAUCAUUCUUGUUUGUGCCCUGGUUUUAUCAAGAGUCCAUUUUUGGACUUGAUACUGCAAAUUAUGCUUGAUUUAUCUUCUCUGUGCAGUCGGUAAUCGAUUUUGUAGUUUCCUGAAUGUGCCUUUUAAGUCAACCCAUUUCUUGUUUGUCAUCCCUCAUUGCACCUUUGUAACACUAGUAUAAACGUGGUAAAUGGUAGACAAGUAAGAGAUUAUCUCAGGGAUUCGAUCAGAGUUAUUGGAUAUGUGUUCAUCUCUAAGCCACUAUCAAGGGGGGUUGCAUAUAUUUCAAGAUGGGUGUUGCCCUGAGCAGGUCAAUGCAGGUAAUUGAUGUCAGUUUUGUCAUUUCGUGAAGUACUACUAUUACUUGGCCAGUGAUUGGAUGACUAAAUCCACAAGAUUGAAUAUUUUAUUUGGUUUGGUGCCAUUUGAAGGCUUGCCUAUCAGUAUUUAAGAAGGAAACUGCCCACUUGGUGUGUAUCCUUGAUUGCACGUGGAGAAUUUUUAGACUUGACUGAAUUGGCACAUUCAGGCUUAAUUGACUGGCUUAAUUAGUCUCUCUCUUAAUGGUUUUGAUGAUUGGACUGAAAGAAAAAAAAGUAUUUUAGAGGGCUUAUUUACAAUCUGAUGGGUUGGGGCACGUUUUAGUAAGCAGCCUUUUAAUUGGAACUGGGUUAUUGAAACUACUUCAACAUAAAAUUACUUUGUGCUGCAAUUUAGUGACAAUUUAACAUAGCUCAGUUUGAUUGGUUUCUAAAGGACUGUCUUCCACAAGAAGGUCACGGUAAAAGCACAUUCCAGUUUUGUGUAUUGGACCAACUACUGGCAAUACCUACAUAUUUAUUCAAAUUAAAAGAUCUAAAAGUGAUUUCAUUAAAUAUUUUUAGCAUACUGUAUACUGCAUACUGUGGGCACAUUUAUAUAGUUUUUAAUAAGGAGCAUUAUACCAUACAGAUAUGAUGCUCAUUCACAUCAUGAUGGAGAGAAAAGACGUGUUAUUUCGUUCCUUUUAUACUCUAUUUUCGUGGAAAUCCUUGUGAUUUCUGAAGUCUAAUGCAAUAUCAAAUUAUUAAAAUAUAUUUUAAUGGUUGUAGGUAUGUAUAUUGAAUUUAUAAAGUGUAAAAAUCCCAUGAAUGGAAAAUUAAUUUGCACAUUUGAUUUAUAAUAGAUAGCUUAUGUGCCCAAAGGGUACUUAGUUUUGUUGUAAAUUAACUUAAACUAACCAAUGAUCCACUGUAAAUCUGCUUUUCACUGGAUUUGGUGCUCGUGUCAAAAGCAUUUCAAAAUUUUGAUCCGAGAAAAGAUGAUUUCUCCAGUUUCAAGUUGCCUUGAAUUUGUUUUCCUGUAGAGUGAUGUCUUGAUGUUUGUGUUCAGUCAUAAAAAAUUGGGUUGAGAUCUUCCCCUUUUUUUCUUUUUUCUUUUUUUCUUUUAAAUGUAUCUUGACCUGUGCCUCAUUCAUCAUGAGAAAAAACAAACGCACACAUGGAGCAUGACUUUGUUGCUGUGAUUAUCACCCCAGUGAUUUUAAGGUCUGUUGGGUCAUAUUAGCAACUAGUCAUUCUUGAGUAUUAAUUUAAAGGUAAUACAAGAACAGAUUGAUUACCUUUGGAAUGACAAGUCUCAACUAAGUUUAUUUUAAUAGAUUUUCUAUUUUAGCAAUAACGCUCAUGACGCUUGUAGGAAUUUGAUGGUUCAUUGGUUUGAACCUAAUGUGUUACUUGUCACUAGAAAGGGGAAAUGAACUUAUUGAAGAAUUUUCAAUGAGCUGAUCCCCUUCCACAGCCCCAUAUUUCAGUCAUAGAAACUUUAAAGUUGGUGUAUACUGGUGUACUAGGUGUUUAUUUCAUUUCCAAGUGCAAUUUACCAUUUUUAAUUUUUAUCAUUAAAAAGGUUGAAUGCAUUCUGCAUCCAUUCUGGUCAAAGUCAGCAAGUCUUCAGUAGCAAUGACACCUUGAUCUGUCAUAAAGUGGCAUAGAACCAGAGCCAUAUCCGAGCAACCCCACAGUGGCCUUUUGAAGUCAAAUACUAAAUACUAAAUACAGGUGUGGAUAUUCAUGCUCUCCUGCUGUUUAAAAUCCUUCCCAUUAAGGGCACCAGGAGAAAAAGGUUUUGAAGGAAGCUUUGGGCCGUGCUGUUUACACAGAUGUCAGACGAAGCUCUUGGCAGGAAGUUGCUGCUCUACUUUUGUAGUUUUUUUUUUUCUUUUCUUCCCCUCCCUCUUUCUGAGCAGUAAGUGUACGGCUCCAUCUUUCACCACUAGUCUGUGCCUCUUCCUGAGGUUUGAUUUUAUGUCAUGAAAGUUGUCCUGCACAUGGAGUGUUUGUCCCCAAGUAUACGAGUGUAUGUGUGUUUUGUAUAUAGUUGCAUCUUGAGAGUUCAAUCUGAGCACAAGGCUGGGUUUGAUUAAUUUAAUUAUCUGCAAUUCUAUGCUGAUAUCCAAAGAAUAAUCAUGUAUAAUAAUUCAUUUAUAAUUUCUUUUAUAUUGACUGUACAAUAAUCUGGCUGUAAAGGUAAAAAUAAAAAGUGAAUUGAUUUA
Molecule: messenger RNA, 9453 nt
Organism: Megalobrama amblycephala (Wuchang bream)
Lineage: Eukaryota; Metazoa; Chordata; Actinopteri; Cypriniformes; Xenocyprididae
Gene: kif13ba
Product: kinesin family member 13Ba
Exons: 40
Coding region: 1119-6617 (1832 amino acids)
Biological process (GO): regulation of protein localization; microtubule-based movement
Cellular component (GO): adherens junction
Molecular function (GO): microtubule motor activity; microtubule binding; ATP binding
Source: RefSeq, a predicted model, not a curated record